This is a messenger RNA of Durusdinium trenchii, 1140 nucleotides long. Lineage: Eukaryota; Dinophyceae; Suessiales; Symbiodiniaceae. The record is from the annotation of a GenBank genome assembly.
AUGGCGACCCUGAAGCGGCGGAAGACGGCGGAGGACAAAGAGAACUGCCCUGCCAACGUGUCAGUACGCGCCGUGAAGGGUGAGAAGCUUCAGAAGUCAGUCGAGGAGACCUAUCAAAAGAAGAGCCAACUGGAGCACAUCCUGCUGCGGCCGGACUCCUAUGUUGGAUCCACAGAGAAGCAAAGUGCGGAACACUGGGUCUUCCAUGAUGCCAGUGGAAGAAUGGAGAAGAAGACGCUCGAGUACGUGCCUGCGCUCUACAAGAUUUUCGAUGAGAUCCUGGUGAACGCUGCGGAUAACCUCAUCCGCGAUCCGACCCAGGAUACCAUCCGCGUCGAGGUCAAGCGGAAGGAGGGCUCCAUCAGCGUGUGGAACAACGGCGCGGGGCUGCCAGUCCAGAUGCACCGCGAGCACCACUGCUACGUGCCCGAGCUCGUCUUCGGGCAGCUCUUGACAAGUGACAACUAUGACGACGCUGAGAAGAAGGUGGUGGGCGGACGGAACGGCUAUGGCGCCAAGCUCACCAACAUCUUCUCCACAAAGUUUAUCCUGGAAACUGCAGACUCAAGGUCUGGCAAGAAGUACAAGCAGGUCUGGGAGAAGAACAUGACGGUGUGCCACAAGCCAAGCAUAACAGCGAACAAGUCGGAGGAUUUCACGCAGGUGACCUUCUAUCCGGACUUCUCGCGCUUUGGCAUGCGAGCUCUUGAGGAGGACAUCGUGGCACUCAUGCGGCGCCGGGCCUUCGAUGUGGCGGCGAGCACUCGGCAGCGCUGCAAAGUCAUCUUAGAUGGGAAGCUUUUGGAGGUGUCCUGCUUUCAGGACUACGUGGAUCUCUUUGUGGCACCGGAACAGUUCCGCAUUUCUCAGGUGGUGAACGACCGUUGGGAGGUGGCGUUGGGCCUCACGGAUGGCUCCGGCUUCCAGCAGGUGAGCUUUGUGAACUCCAUCAACACCUCCCGUGGUGGGACACAUGUCUCCUACAUCACGGAUCAGGUGGUGAGUGCGGUGCUGGAGAAGAUUGGCAAGCAGAAGAACGGAGGCGCAUGUUUUGCGGUGCCGCGGGUGCCACGGAUGGUUGGGGGUGGGGAGGGUGGGACGGGCGAAUGUCUGCAGAAAGAAUCGGAUUUUCAGACGUGA